AAACAGGAUGGGUUUAGAGAGAGAAAAUAUAUAGAGAGAAGAAAAAAAGCCAUUAAAUUUGCAGAGAAAGAGAGAGAAACACUCAAGAGUUAUAGCGAUCUCUUCAACUUAUACUCUCUUCCUUCUCAUUCUCGGUGAAAGCAAAACCCUAAUGUUCAUUAACAUCCUUAAAUAAGUUUGACUGGUGAGCCUAUUGACUGAGCAUCACUUUGUGUUUUGGUUCUUGGAUUUUUUUUUUUUAAAGUUUAGUAUGAAUCUAUUGAUAACUUUUAGAGUUGAAAUAUAUUGAGAGGAAGUGAUUAAAUCCAAGAUAAGAGAGAGAGUCUUUAUUCAAUGUCGACUCAAAGAUUGCGAUCUGAUCCUCUUGUUGGCCUGAGAAAUCACGGCCAAGGAUUCAAAUUGCCAUCUGCGGCCAAGUUCCAGAGUGGGCACUUGCCAUCUAAGGUUAUUCCGGUGGCACGGGCUGUACCCGUCAGCAGCAAUGAUAAUGGGUCAGGAUCGGACAUGGACGUAUGUAGUGAUUCUGAUGAUGAGGUUUAUGGCGCACAGAAUUCAUUGGGCAGGCAUGGUAAUAAUGCCAAUGCCUCGGUUCACUCUGAAUUCAGUUGGUCUAGGGAUGCAAUUCACCGGGAAAAAGGGCAUAACAGGAGUAACAGUGGCAGUGUACAUUACCAGGGAGCAUAUACUAAUGUGAAGACAGCUCCCAAACAGGAAAUUGAUCAAGUUCCUGAGAAACUUUUAUAUGGCAGAGCAGAGAGUGCACCUUCCUCUGUAAGUUCAAAUGGUUUGACAACUACAGAUGAACCUACUGCAACCAUAAGUGUGCCCUCAGGAGCUUCUGCACAUCAUAGUACCUCAUCUGUAAGGACUGCUGGUGUUGGAGCUGCUACAUCUAACAGCCCUGUUCCAACUUGCUCUCCCACAUUUCAUGCGAGUGGAUUAGGUCCUUGGUGUGCUGUGAUUUCUUAUGAUGCAUGUGUUCGGCUAUGUCUUCACUCAUGGGCCAGGGGUUGCAUGGAUGCUCCCAUCUUCUUAGAAAACGAAUGUGCACUGUUGCGUAAUGCAUUUGGAUUGCAACAAGUACUGUUACAACCGGAAGAAGAAUUAUUAAGGAAAAUAUCUCCAGAUUUAGUCAGUGAGGGAGCCACUCUAAAACCUAAGAAAACCUUUGGCAAAAUGAAAGUGCAAGUGCGAAAAGUGAAAAUGGAGAUAGAUGCGCCCAUAGCCUGCAGUUUCCCAUCUUUAAAACCGGAAUCACUUCAGAUUCAGAUUUCCAAAAUAAAAUCAACUUGCUCUUCUGGUUGGGGAGCUUUAAAGAAAGUUCGUGUUGCCACUCGCAUUCCUGCAAAUGGCUCUUUUUCACGUCGAAGUUUGGCAUAUAUGCAUGCUGGAAGUCAGUAUAUGAAAGAGGUGUCUGGGCUCCUAAAAGUUGGUGUGACUAGUUUGCGCAAUAGUUCAUCAUCCUACGAAGUAGUGCAAGAGACAUAUUCUUGUUUGUUGAGAUUGAAAAGUUCGGCUGAAGAGGAGAAAAUUCGAAUGCAGCCUGGACCUGAAACCCAUAUAUUCCUGCCAGAUGGAAUUGGAGAUGAUCUGAUUAUUGAAGUCCAUGAUUCUAAGGGGAAGUAUUGUGGUCAUGUCAUAGCUCAGGUGGCUGCCAUUGCUGAUGACCCGGGUGACAAGCUUCGUUGGUGGUCCAUAUAUCAUGAGCCAGAGCAUGAACUUGUUGGAAGAAUGCAAUUGUACAUAAGCUAUUCAACUAGUCCAGAUGAGAAUGGUCAUCUCAAAUGUGGUUCCGUUGCAGAAACUCUGGCUUAUGACAUGGUUUUGGAGGUUGCAAUGAAGGUACAGUGUUUUCAGCAAAGAAAUCUGUUGCUGCACAGUCCGUGGAAGUGGUUGGUGGAUGAAUUCGCAACCUAUUAUGGAGUUUCAGAUGCAUACACCAAGCUAAGAUAUCUUUCAUAUGUUAUGGAUGUGGCUACACCAACCGCAGAUUGUCUGUUCUUGGUUCAUGAGUUGCUAUUACCUGUAGUUAUGAAAGGUGAUUUUAAGCACACAUUGAGUCAUCAAGAGAAUCGCAUCUUGGGAGAAGUCUUUGAUCGAUUAGAGCAGAUUCUUGCUUUGGUUUUUGAGAAUUACAAGUCACUGGAUGAAUCAUCAGCGUCAGGAAUGGUGGAUGUUUUCAGGCCUGCAACUGGAGUGGCUGCUCCUGCUCUGGAACCAGCUUUAAAGCUGUACAGUCUUCUGCAUGAUAUACUUUCUUCCGAGGCACAGAGGAAACUCUGCGGAUAUUUUCAGAAUGCUGCAAAAAAGAGGUCCAGGAGGCACUUGGCUGAAACAGAUGAAUUUGUUUCGAACAAUAAUGAGAGUAUAUUGACGGAUCCAGUGACUCUUUCUACGGCCUACCAGAAAAUGAAAUCUCUUUGUUUAAGUAUUAAAAACGAAAUAUCCAGAGACAUAGAAAUCCACAAUCAGCAAUUGCUCCCCAGUUUCAUCGACCUUCCAAAUCUUUCUUCAUCAAUAUAUAGCGCGGAGCUUUGCAGUAGAUUGCGUGCAUGCUUUGUUGCAUGUCCUCCUGCUGGCCCCUCACCUCCCGUAUCAGAACUCCUUAUUGCGACAGCCGAUUUCCAAAAGGAUCUUGCUUACUGGAAUAUUAGCCCCAUCAAAGGCGGAGUUGAUGCAAAAGAAUUGUUCCACUUACAUAUAGUUCGCUGGAUUCAAGACAAGCGUCUUGCUUUGCUUGAAUCGUGCAAGCUUGAUACGGUAAAGUUGUCCGGCAUCAAAACAAAGUAUUCCACAACUCCUUUUAUUGAUGAUACGUACAAUCUGCUGAAGGAAGCACUGAAUGAAUUUGAAUUCAUUAUUUGUCGCUGGCCAGAAUAUACUUUCCUUUUGGAGAAUGCUUUAGUAGAUUUUGAGAAGGCAGUAGUGGAAACUUUGGACAAGCAAUAUGCUGAAGUUCUAUCCCCGUUGAAGGAAAAUCUGGCACCCAUUAAAUUUGGCCUAAAGUAUGUCCAAAAAAUUGCCAAAACCAAUCUAUGCCAUUAUACUGUCCCUGAUGAGCUGGGAAUUCUUUUGAAUUCCAUGAAAAGGAUGCUUGACGUGCUGCUACCAAAAGUAGAAGCACGGUUGAAAUCAUGGGGUUCUUGCAUUGCCAAUGGUGGAAACACAGUCCCAGGUGAGCUUCUGAGUGAAGUAAUAGUGAUGCUGAGGACCAAAUUCAGAAACUACCUGCAAGCAAUCAUGGAGAAACUUGCAGAAAAUACAAGGGUGCAGAGUGGAACAAAAUUGAAAAAGAUAAUCCAAGACACAAAAGAAUGUGCUGUAGAAUCAGAUAUAAGAAGUAGAAUGCAGCCUCUAAAGGAUAUACUGGCAAAGACAGUCGAUCACCUCCAUACUGUCUUUGAAACUCAUGUGUUUAUAAUUGUCUGUCGAGGUUUCUGGGAUCAGAUGGGACAGGAUGUGCUAAGGUUUCUGGAGAACAGGAAAGAUAACAGAACCUGGUAUAAAAGCUCGAGAGUUGCAGUGUCUAUUAUAGAUGACACAUUUGCAUCACAAAUGCAACAACUACUUGGAAAUGCACUACAGGAGAAAGACCUGGAGCCACCCAGGUCUAUAAUGCAAGUGCGCUCCAUGCUGUGUAACGAUGCCACAAACCACAAGGACAACAAUUACUAUUACUAGAACUGUAAUUAUCUGUACAUAGGAGAGUCUGAAGAGGCACUUCAAUUUUUUCAUACUUCUCAAUUAAAGAAAGAAUCAAGCAACCGGGUUUUGCCACAUUCGAUAGAAAUUCCAGCUCUCGGAAGUGGGACGUCUGAGCAAAGGAGACAUUGAUAUAGCAAAUUUGGACAGCAGAGACUCACAGAGAAUGUUCCCUCAAUUUUGUUCUGGUAGAGCAACACGGCUUGUGACAAGGUUAUUACGUGGCCUUCGUGUUGGUUCUUUGAUUUUCCUUUUUGUUGUAAUGAGAAGUUUAAUUAUUGAAAUUUGUUGCUUCCAUAACUUAUAUAAUUUUGAUUGGUUUUGUAUUUAUAUAUAAUGGUGUAAUAAUUGUUUAGCCUUACUGAGAGGCAGGGCUUUUCUUAAAAAAAAAAAGUUGUAUGCUGUCUUACUCGUAUAAAUCAGUAGAGAAGAAAAUGAUAUUUGUUUUGUU
Messenger RNA from Cornus florida, 4153 nucleotides. RefSeq lists its product as uncharacterized. The record is from RefSeq and is a predicted model, not a curated record. Lineage: Eukaryota; Viridiplantae; Streptophyta; Magnoliopsida; Cornales; Cornaceae. Bases 334 to 3681 code for a protein of 1115 amino acids. The transcript is spliced from 23 exons.